Pieris macdunnoughi is the source of this 1401-nucleotide messenger RNA. The record is from the annotation of a GenBank genome assembly. NCBI's taxonomy places the organism in Eukaryota, Metazoa, Arthropoda, Insecta, Lepidoptera, Pieridae.
AUGAAUUUCGCUCCGUUCACGGGGCACAUUCCGUCGGGUACGGGAUUGCCGACCAUACAACAGUUUGCUGCAAAGUUCGGCUACGAGGGUGGGGGAAGUGUGGUUAACAGUGGGAGUAUGGUGCAGGAAAGAAGUUAUCAGGCUCCCGGCGUUCAGUUCACUGUAUCUCCUGGUGGGGCCGUAGCUGUGGACGGAAUGAAGUUCCGACAAGGAGAAAGUGUGGUCGUCAUGAGCAACCCACAACCGGGAGCCGUCACACUUGCUGGGAUCGGAACUAUGCCGACUGGUGUAAAAUACCAAACCAUACCUUCGUCAUCAACAGUUAACGUCGGAAAUAUUGCUUACACCGGGCAGUAUAUUACUGAAGAACACCUUAAAGAGAGAGACAAACGGGAAUAUCGUGAGGAGUUGCAGCAAGAUAUCAUGGCUACUAUGAUGCAACAGCAGCAAGUAACCCAAGCACCGCUCCAGCAAGGAACUCAGCAGCUCCUCGUUGUUCUGCAUGAGCCAAAAGAGGCAGCCGCCCUCGCCCGCGCACUUAAGCAGGAUGUUCGCCAAGAUCGGACUGUUUCUGCUGCUCCAGCUGAGUUUAUCAGUAUCAGCGAUAUGUCAGAUGGAACCUGGCAAACAAUAGGAAGUGGAGUGGCGGACUACUUAGCAGCUUUACCUCUGCCAUUGCAUCAUCUACUAAAGUACUCUACACCUGAUAAGAGAGAUGAAACAAACAUCGUAGCUACUGCGACUGCUCCUACUAUUGCCACUUUGUCACAGAUCGCUCCAAAUAAUGAGCACAGCGUGGUUGUACAGAAUACAAAUAUAGUUCACACUGUGACCACGCACACGCAAGGAACGAAUACGGUCGAUUCCAACUCACUCUACUACAGUAACGGAAGAAAGAAGAAAAAAAAGAAAGAUAUUCAAGUUAAGAAGCCCAGACCGAAGCCUGGGGAGAUACGGAUAACGACCGCUCUAGAUGGCAGCACGCUGUAUUGCUGCCCGGAGUGUCACAUGGCGUACCCUGAACGAGACCUCGUUGAUCAACACCUUGUGGGACAUACUAUGGAGAGAAAGUUUAUCUGUGACAUUUGCAACGCGGCACUAAAACGCAAGGAUCAUUUAACGCGCCACAAGCAAUCUCACAACGCGGAGAGGCCUCACGUCUGCUCGGUUUGUCUGAAGGCCUUCAAACGGAAAGAACAGCUGACUCUACACUUCAUCAUACAUUCAGGCGAAAAACGACACAUCUGCAACGAAUGUGGGAAAGGUUUCUACCGUAAGGACCACUUACGAAAACACACGCGUUCACACAUCGCUCGCCGAGUAAAGGCGGAGUUAUCACAAGAAACAACCACGCCACCUCUCUCACAGGUUGCGCCGGCGCCUCCUUUAGAGCCGUCUUGA